AACUGCCAAGAGCUAGAACUCUCUCUUGCACUAACUUUUCACACCAGCAUCAGCAAUGAAGGUGACCGCUUCCAUCGCCACCGCCGUAGCGCUGCUCGCACCAGCGCAGGGCUUCGUUAUCUCGUCGUCGUUUGUCGGCGCCCAGCACCGAUGUGCUGCCAAGAGCGGAGCGUCGACCACUGCGCGACCGCAGCAGCCUGCGAUGCUCUUUGGCGGAGGUGGCGCGAAGCCCGCGGAGGGCGGGGGGGGAGAAAAGAAGGACGGGGGUUUCAACAUGGGUAACAUGAUGGAAGGGCUCAAGAAAGCCAACGAGAUCGGCCAAAAGACCAAGGACUUGCAGAAGGACCUUGAGCUGCUGAAGGUGGAAGGGAAGUCGCCUUGCGGGAUGGUGACCGUGACGGUAACGGGGCAGCAGAUGCCCUUGUCGUGCGACAUCAGCGAGGAGGCCAUGGCUGAGGGGGCCAAGGCCGUGGCAGAGAAGGUGGCGGCGGCCCAGCAAGCGGCGCACACGGAGUCCCUGCAGACCAUGUCCAAGAGGCUGGCGGAGCUCUACUCCGAGAUGGGUCUGCCGGUCGGCGCGGGUGGCGGCAUGCCGGGAGCGAAGUAAAAAGAACUGGAGAUACCCACCGAGGUGGCGGCAAUGAUGUAUUAGUACUGCCGUGGUGUUCGAUCAUCUACCACGAACGAAUGCGGGUACCUUGUGCCGGAAGAUUUUUGUUUGUUUGCAGAAAUUUUUCUUCGUGCGUGAAAAUGGGCAUGCACGGUGCUGUGUCAAGAGGGGUUGGUCGUGGGCGAUGGCACCAAGCCAAAGUCCUUGGUAACCGCUAUUGCGGCGAUUAGAAUUUGUGUUAGGGUCGGUAGACGGAGCGCGGCUGCUCUCUCUCUUUCUCUCUCUGGCGGACAUGCAUCGUGGAGGGGGAAACGACACUGCUGUGAAGAGGGUGAAGUGGUGAGAACGGUUUUCGAGGGUUGAUCGCAGAGGAACCCCCCGGUCUCGGUCGAUAACCAUCGCGUUGUUCCCGGUGCACUCGUGGGGUAGUUCACAAAGUACCGAUGGUCAUGAGAAUGGGGACUAUCUCUUCGUCACGGUGCUUUUCUUUCUCCCCCCUCAGAGGGGGGGGGUCGGAGGGUUGGAUGCGACAUGUAUUUUUGCGAGUUUUUGCCAGGAAGGAUUCUGUUUGGGUGGUGGUCCAUCCUGCUGAUGAUAUCGCGGCGGUUCGGCUAGCAUGAACGACAUUGGCAGAGAGCCGUUAUGGGACAGAGCGAUCGAGGUUGGAUUAUGUGCGAGUUGUUAAGGACAACAACGACCCGUCUUCCCCCGCUUCUCGAAACUCAUGAAUGGACGUAAAUUUUUAGUUCGCACGCUGUUCCUCCGUGGUCCAGGCACAGCCAUCACAUGAAUACCACAGGCACGUGGCCAUCGCAUGUGAUUUCUGAAAGGUUCACAUAGAGAAUUUUUUCAAGUU
Ectocarpus siliculosus is the source of this 1466-nucleotide messenger RNA. NCBI's taxonomy places the organism in Eukaryota, Phaeophyceae, Ectocarpales, Ectocarpaceae. The record is from the annotation of a GenBank genome assembly.